This is a messenger RNA of Elaeis guineensis (African oil palm), 3465 nucleotides long. The record is from RefSeq and is a predicted model, not a curated record. NCBI's taxonomy places the organism in Eukaryota, Viridiplantae, Streptophyta, Magnoliopsida, Arecales, Arecaceae.
AUUUUCCCCGUUACUCGUGAGCGCAUCCUUCCCCGGCUCCGUCCGCGCGGCUCUUUUCUUGGUCUCACGGGGACCGUCUCUGUUACUUUCGCUUUCCGUACUUUUUCUCCGACUCCCUUCUCCUCUCUCGCUGGCUGUGGCAUUUUCCUCUCUCUUCUCCAUCCCCUAAUUUAGGGUUUCUCCGAGCUCUUUGCUCCCGAUGGAAGCGGGGGAUUCGGCGCCGCUCACCGGAGCGGGGAUCCACGGCUUUCAGACAGUAGCUGAUUUGCGUAUAGAGAAGUUGAUGGAAGAUGCCUUGACAAGGUGGCUUCGGCCUAAUGAAGUCCAUGCAAUACUGUCUAACUCCACGCUCUUCAAGAUCCAACCUCAACCUAGUGAGAAUCCAAAAAGCGGAACCAUUCUGUUGUUCGACCGUACAAUGCUGAGGAACUUUCGUAAAGAUGGCCAUAAUUGGAAGAAGAAAAAGGAUGGGAAGACUGUUCAAGAAGCCCAUGAAAAAUUAAAAAUUGGGAAUGAAGAAAGGAUCCAUGUUUAUUAUGCUCGCAGUGACGAUGAUCCUAACUUCUACCGUAGGUGUUACUGGCUGCUUGAUAAGAAUUUGGAGCGCAUAGUUCUUGUACAUUAUCGUCAAACUUCAGAGAACCCACCAACACUGGUGGAAUGUACAGAUGCUUCAUCCUUGACAAACAGGAUGCAUCAUGGUUCUCCAUCAACACCAAUGAUUUCUUCUGGUUCAGCUCGUUCAGAGCUGUCUGGAUCUGCAGUUAUGUCAGAAGAAAUCAACUCGAGGGAGGAUCGUGCAAUCAACACUGGUUCUGGUAUAUCUCUGUCUGACAAGUAUAAUGAGCUUCGGAAUCAAGAGUUUAGUCUUCAUGACAUCAACACACUGGACUGGGAAGAUCUAGUGGAGCCACCAACUUCCACUGUUUCUGUGUUAUGUAGAGAAGGUGAUGCUCUAUCCUCUGUCCAACAGAUGCCAGAUGGUUUAAGGAAUUCUGUAAACAAUCUUAGCGUUCUUCCAUCUCAUGAUGUGGUUGAGGGAGUACCUUCUUCUGGACAUCCAACUGAUAUUACUAAUGAUAAUGGGAUCGAUGGAGUUAACUGCAGUGGUUACUUUCAAGCAGCAAAGGAUCAGGAGAACCCAUCACUGCUGUUCGAGACCAUGAAUUCAACUAUUCAAGAGGCAGAUUUUAAAUUAGAUUCUGCUCAUAGCAGUGCAAGCCCAGAUAUUUUUACUGGUGAUGUCUUCCUUACUCAUAAUAGUUUUGGAGGGUGGAAUUCGAUGAACGAAGAUUCCUUUGGCUUAGUGACUGAGCAACUUGAAGCCUUAAAUUCGAGUGGUGACAAAUCAAAUGCUUUUACAAUAAUGGACCAGUCCUCAACUACGGAACAAAUUUUCAGUAUUAGUGACAUCUCACCUGGAUGGGCUUAUUCCACAGAGGAAACCAAGGUUCUGGUUGUAGGACAUUUCACUGACCCAUACAAACAUCCAAUGACAUCCAAUAUCUAUUGUGCCUUUGGGGAGAUGCAUGCUGCUGCAGAGCUGAUUCAAGCUGGUGUUUACCGCUGCACUGCAAUGCCACAUCCACCUGGCUCGGUGAAUUUCUUUAUGACUUUGGAUGGCUAUACACCCAUUAGCCAAGUUUUGAGUUUUGAUUAUCGAUCAGUGCCAAGUGAUAAGUUGGAUGGAGGGGUUACUUCAUCAGAAGAUGACAACAACAACCUAAAGGGGAAAGAAUUUCAGGUGCAGACAAGGCUUGCUCAUUUACUUUUCUCUACAACCAACAAUAUUUCCAUCCAAUCCAGCAGGACACAAUCAAAAUCCCUGAAGGAAGCAAAGAGAUAUGCAUCAGUCACAUCACCUUUAAUGGAAAAGGAUUGGAUGAAUCUGCUCAGGCUAAGCAGCAAUGGUGAAGCCUUCCAUGUACCAGCUACUAAAGACUUGUUUGAGCUGGUUCUGAAAAAUAAAUUACAAGAAUGGCUUUUGGAGAAGGUAGCUGAAGGUUGUAAAACACCUGCCCAUGAUAGUCAAGGUCAAGGGGUCAUCCACCUGUGUGCAAUUCUAGAUUAUGCAUGGGCUGCUCAUUUGUUUUCCUUGUCAGGCAUGUCUUUGGAUUUUCGAGAUGCUUCUGGCUGGACAGCGCUACAUUGGGCAGCAUAUUUUGGGAGGGAAAAAAUGGUUGCUGCUCUUUUAUCUGCUGGGGCAAACCCAAGCUUGGUCACGGAUCCUACUCCAGAAUUCCCUGGAGGAUGCAUUGCUGCUGAUUUGGCAUCAAAUCAAGGGUUUGAAGGCUUGGCUGCAUACCUUGCAGAAAAAGGAUUAACUGCACAUUUUCAGGCUAUGUCCUUGUCUGGGAACAUAAGUGCACCCUUGCUACCAAGUUCAACCGACAAAUCGAGCUCUGAAAAUUUAUAUCCUGAGAACCUUACUGAGCAAGAACUGUGUCUAAGAGAAUCAUUAGCAGCCUAUCGAAAUGCUGCUGAUGCAGCAGACCGUAUACAGGCUGCAUUCAGGGAGCGUGCUUUGAAGCAACAAACAAAAGCAGUUCAGUUGGUUAAACCUGAGAUUGAAGCAGCCCAGAUAGUUGCUGCACUAAAGAUUCAGCAUGCAUUCCGCAACUACAGUAGACGAAGGAUCAUGAAGGCUGCUGCACGAAUACAAAGCAAUUUCCGUACCUGGAAGACUCGAAGGCAUUUCCUUAACAUGCGUAAACACGCUAUCAAGAUCCAGGCUGCAUUCCGAGGUCAUCAAGUGAGAAAGCAAUACCACAAAAUAAUAUGGUCAGUUGGAGUGCUUGAGAAAGCAAUACUGCGCUGGCGUUUGAAGAGAAAAGGCUUACGUGGUGUUCAGGUUGAAUCAAAAGAAGCGAUGAAAGUGGAUUCGAACGAAGAGAGCACCGGAGAGGAGGAAUUUUUCAGAAUUAGUAGGGAGCAAGCUGAAGAACGUGUGAAAAGAUCAGUCAUACGGGUUCAGGCCAUGUUUCGUUCACAUCGAGCUCAACAAGAGUACCGAAGAAUGAAGCUAGCCUAUGAGCAGGCAAAUGUAGCGCUUCCUAACGGAGAUAUCUUAAAUUAUUUUUGAUUAUAAAUUCACUUAAAAUAUCAUGAUGCCUACAGUCAGAUUUUUAAGGUUAUAACUCAUGAAGGAUGCUUAAUCAUAACGACUUCUGAUGACAAACUUGCUCCCUGUCAGAUGCUGGGUCCAAUAUCUGACCAAGUGGGGGCUUGGGUGGUGUCAGAAGUGGCUUUAUUUAGCAUUGCCCAGUAACAAAUCCUAUCCUGCCUCUGUUGAAAUGGAGUAUUUUCUUUCAAAUGCACAAAUAAUUAAAAUGUCAUCCAUCAACCUGAAGCCCUCUACUCCAGUAUAUGUGAACUGCAUUUGAAUCUGUUGAGCCAGUUGCAUAGUUUGAAUCUGCUUCAUGCUGAAAUUAAUAUAAUGAAUGGAAUAUAAAGUUGGCGUUAUUG